CGGUUUGAAGCCGCGGCAGAUCCAGAAACAUGGCUGCCAACCUGGAACGCACCUUCAUUGCUGUGAAGCCAGAUGGCGUCCAGCGAGGAAUUGUUGGAGAUAUCAUCAAACGCUUUGAACAGAAGGGGUUUAAACUGGUUGCCAUGAAGUUUCUCCAGGCAUCUUCUUCCCUACUUGAGAAACACUACGAGGAGCUUUCAGAUAAACCGUUUUAUCGCAAGCUGGUCGAGUACAUGAGCUCUGGACCUGUCGUUGCCAUGGUGUGGGAAGGUCUGAAUGUGGUGAAGACUGCCAGGGUGAUGCUGGGUGAAACCAACCCUGCCGACUCCAAGCCUGGCACCAUCCGUGGAGACUUCUGUAUCCAGAUUGGCAGAAACAUCAUCCAUGGGAGUGACUCUGUUCCAAGUGCACAGAAGGAGAUCUGUUUGUGGUUCAAACCAGAGGAGUUAGUGAACUACAAGAACUGUGCCCAUGAUUGGAUCUAUGAGUGAAUCAUUCCAGGAGUACACAAUCCCACCUUAUCUGCAUCAUUCCAAAUGGCUUAGACAUUUUUUAUUGAUUUUAUGUAUCAUGUUGACCCUGAAUGCUAGGGUAGAUAAAUUGUCCAAUAAACAUGUUUUUAA
Hypanus sabinus (Atlantic stingray) is the source of this 623-nucleotide messenger RNA. Its product is annotated as nucleoside diphosphate kinase-like. Lineage: Eukaryota; Metazoa; Chordata; Chondrichthyes; Myliobatiformes; Dasyatidae. The record is from RefSeq and is a predicted model, not a curated record. The transcript has a single exon. Bases 30 to 491 code for a protein of 153 amino acids. Gene Ontology annotation, biological process: GTP biosynthetic process; UTP biosynthetic process; CTP biosynthetic process. Gene Ontology annotation, molecular function: nucleoside diphosphate kinase activity.